Pterocles gutturalis (yellow-throated sandgrouse) is the source of this 1323-nucleotide messenger RNA. Its product is annotated as collagen alpha-1(XIX) chain-like. NCBI's taxonomy places the organism in Eukaryota, Metazoa, Chordata, Aves, Pterocliformes, Pteroclidae. The record is from RefSeq and is a predicted model, not a curated record. The transcript has 11 exons. Bases 1 to 930 code for a protein of 309 amino acids.
AUGUACGCUAAAGGAAGAAACUGUGCCCUGAAAGGACCGUGGCACAAGCAAAUGGACGAUGCUGACUUGCAGCAAAUGGAUGACGGGGGUGAUCGUGGACCAGCUGGCACACCAGGAGUAGCAGGGACACCGGGCAAGCCGGGAUCUCCUGGGUCCCCAGGGAUGCCAGGGGAACCCGGUGAAAGAGGACCUAUAGGAGAUAUAGGCUUCCCUGGGCCGGAAGGGCCACAAGGAAAACCAGGAAUCAAUGGAAAAGAUGGAUUGCCUGGCCCUCCGGGUGCUGUGGGGAGACCAGGAGACAGAGGACCCAAAGGAGAACGUGGAGAUCAGGGUAUUCCAGGGGACAAAGGUCCACAAGGCGAACGAGGGAAACCUGGCCCGUCUGGAGAAAAGGGGGAUGUGGGUCCUAUUGGGCCACCAGGAGACAGAGGCUAUCCAGGAUCACCAGGUCAUCAGGGUCCCCCAGGUUCACCAGGACCCCCAGGGUUUCCAGCUGAUACACUUGCACUUGAAGAAAUAAAAAAAUACAUCAAACAAGAGGUUUUUAAGGUUUUUGAAGAAAGGAUGGCUCAGUUUGUAUCCCAGCUCAAGCUGCCUGCUGCAAUGCUUGCCUCCCAGGCUCAUGGAAAACCUGGGCCCCCAGGAAAAGAUGGGUUACCAGGGCCACCAGGAAAGGAUGGUUUGCCAGGGCCACCAGGAGAACGUGGAAUUCAAGGUUAUAGAGGACAGAAAGGGGAAAGAGGUGAGCCUGGAAUUGGACUGCCCGGUAAUCCUGGACCACCUGGCCCUGCAGCUACUGGCCUGCCGGGCCCAGUGGGAACACCGGGCUCACCUGGACCACCGGGGCCACCUGGACCCAACGGAAGAUGCAACCCGGCAGAUUGCUAUUACCACGUAUCACAGACUCGGUCACACACCAGCGGGAAAUAAAAACCCUCUCCCUCAGACACCUGGGUUCACAGUCACUUUUAGCUCCUCUAUAAGUUAAUUUAAUCUUUUAAAUACUUGGUGCAUUUUUUUUCCCCUCGACACUGCAUGUUAAAUAGAUAAUUUAUAAGGCACAGAAUUGAGCCUUUUUCUAUGUUAUUUGCAGUGUCAGUUAUGAAAUGAUGUCAUAUGUUUUCCAGAGUGCAUUCCAUGUGUUACAUUUCUCUUAUUUAUUUUGCUUAGAGGAGAAGAUAGGCCCAAAUAAUUUUCAUAAGCUUCUUUCUUCAAACAAAAAAUAUUUUAUUGUAACUUGAGACAGUACGUAUGCCUCAGGAUGUAAGCUGGCUUUAUUUGUCUUGGUGGUGGUGAAGUUUAAGUGGAGAAAAUGCAGUUCUG